Mauremys reevesii (Reeves's turtle) is the source of this 1533-nucleotide messenger RNA. RefSeq names its product UTP23 small subunit processome component (gene UTP23). Lineage: Eukaryota; Metazoa; Chordata; Testudines; Geoemydidae. Gene Ontology annotation, molecular function: small ribosomal subunit rRNA binding. The record is from RefSeq and is a predicted model, not a curated record. The transcript has 5 exons. Gene Ontology annotation, cellular component: nucleolus; small-subunit processome. The coding region runs from base 261 to 977 and encodes 238 amino acids.
AUGAGAGUGGCCGUUAGGCCGCGUCUACACGGGCGGUUGUACCACGUCAGAGGCGUGGGGCUAGCCGGGGUGGCUACACUUAGGGCAAGGCGCUGUGCUGGAGCAGCGUGAGCCCCUUCGUGCUGGGCUAGCUGCGUCCGCACUAGGGGCGGUGUCGGGCUAGGAGAACGUCACUCCCCCACUGACAUAGGUCUGCCCCUACAAAACCAGCCACGUGUCCCCGCGCUAACCGCUGUUGGCUCGCAUUGCUCUAGGACAGUAUGAAAGGCAGAGGUGUGAAGACCGUACUGACUUGUUUGUCAGUGCCCCAUGUAGUGAAUCACUUCCACUUUUGCAGACCCAGGUAUGGAAAGGAAGAAAUCAUCUGUCGAGUGAUCCGGAUGGCCUCUCGAGAAUGGGCUUUCAGUAGGCAGUCAUCUAGAUGUGUUCUAAAAGAAUUGGAGUCAUUGGGGAAGGAACUUUAUGGAGCAAAGCUAAUUGCCCAAAGAUUUCAAGUUCGAAACUGUUCCCACUUCAAAGAUCCAGUGAGUGGCUCAGCAUGUCUAUUGUCCAUGACUGAAGAGGGUAAUCCUCAUCACUAUUUCAUUGCUACGCAGGACCAGGAUUUGGCAACAAAAGUGAAGAAAAAGGCUGGAGUUCCUCUUCUCUUUAUUAUUCAGAACACUAUGGUGCUGGACAAACCUUCUCCAAAAUCACUGGCAUUCGUUCAAGCCAUGCAGGCAAAUCAGCUUGUUCCAGAGCACCAGAAACAAAGUAUUGAGCAUCUUAAAGAAGAACAAGGACUAGUAAAGGAGUCUGAAAACAGAAGAAAACGUAAGAGGGCAAGUGGCCCCAAUCCUCUCAGCUGCCUGAAGAAAAAGAAAAAAGUGCAGGAGACCCAACAGCCUUCUGCUGCUAAGAAGAAACGAAAAAGAAAACGAAACCGAGCUAAAUCAGAAGCAAAGGCAGUGUCUGUGCAGCUGAGUGUGAAAGCAUAAAGCUGCCCAUAUAAACUGUACUGGACUUGAAUACAGCUUGAACUUUGUCCAAAGAAAAAAAAUUCUUACAAUUCUAAUAUGAAAAUAAAAGUGUUUAUUUUUAUGAAAUAUUAUAUUCUUCAUUGUAACUUUCACCACCUUUGAAUAUUUAUAUCAUCCCAAUAAUAUACUUUGCUCUUUAUUAAUCAGAUAAUUACAAAACAUUUCCCCCCCACUAUAACCACAAGUCUGCCCUCACUGAGAAAUUGGAGAGCUGUUAUGUUGCAAAAUCUGGUAUCUGGAGUGCCCCAAGUAGUGGGACUUUUUUUAUUAUUUAUUAUUUCUCUGUGCACACAACUGCCCUCACAUGUACAAAUGGUGUGUAUAUUAUUCCUGGCCCUGCCUUAGUUGGGAUCCUAAGGAGGAAGUGUAAAUGAGUUUUAUAAAUUUUCCUGUAAGGUGUUGUAACAGGAUCUCCUCAAACUGCAUCAAACCGUGCCUGCAUUUCCCACUCUCAUGUAAGCCAAUGUUCAAUUUCCAGGCCUGUGCGUCAGUAAAGCUUCUUCUAAUGUCAGUA